AUGGUACGAAGAGCCGCACCUCGAAGAUUUGACCGAGAAGCAGCGUGUUUUCCAAACAUGCCGUUCCCUCCCGACUUUGUGAAAGAGAUGGUAGAGAAGCACAGCAGGCUUAUCCCGAGAGCACUGAAGAAGAUUGACAAGCAGCUUCUAGAGGCUGGAAUUUCUCAGGAAGAAGUUGACAGGCUGAGUAAAGGACGAGACGGCGGGAAGAAGGAGGCAUACGCAAAGCUUGAUAGACUCGUCGACGCUAAACGGACCAUGCCACCAGAGGAGAGGGAAUACCGAGUACUGUUUGGCAAGCGGGACGGCGAAUGGCUGAGCCAGGAGCUGGCAGUGGACGCCGGCUGCACUCUAGUUGAAUUUGACAACCUGGCACGACAGUACGAGUACGGGCUGGCCAGAUGGGUGAGCAACAGAGCUGAUUCUAUGGCUGGCGAUGAUGACAAGCAUGGGAGUAACGGGAGUCUAAAUGAGAGUCAAUGGUUCUACAAGCUUGUACCAGCCAAUGAGAGCGUGGUUGAGCAGACCGAAGAAGGCUGGAAGAGACUCGAGACGGCUGAGCACUUUGAAAGCCUAAAGGAGAGGCAAAUCCAAGGCAGGACCAGAACAGUCCUGAUGUGCCAUGAAGAGACGAUGCGCAACCUGGUGUUGGUGACAGAUCCAGUACCCGAGCCAAAGCUCGAGCCGUACAGAAUCCUGUUUGGACCCCGGAGUGGCGAGAUAGAAGAGGACCAAGAGCAGAUCUUCCGCAUCGAGGCUGAGGCUGAUGUAUGGGCUGCCGCUCACGGCUUCGAGGGCGCUGACCCUUCCACGACGAUGGCUAUGCUCUAUCCCCUGCCGAACUGA
Molecule: messenger RNA, 846 nt
Organism: Nannizzia gypsea CBS 118893
Lineage: Eukaryota; Fungi; Ascomycota; Eurotiomycetes; Onygenales; Arthrodermataceae
Exons: 2
Coding region: 1-846 (281 amino acids)
Source: RefSeq, a predicted model, not a curated record